AUGAUUAUGGACAUACAGGACAGCGGCAUGCUGCGCAAUGGGACCCUCCCUGUAACAGCAGUUCCAAGCAAUGGCUUCUUGACAGGAUAUCUUGCCAACUGCAGCAACUGGCAGAUCUUCAUCACCAUCUUGCUCCUCUUGAUGACUUACGAUCAAGUCGCAUACCUUAUCCGAAAAGGCCCAAUUGCUGGUCCAAGGUUCAAGAUCCCCUUCAUGGGGCCUUUCGUGCAGGCUCUCUACCCCAAGUUUGACGCCUACCUCGCUCAGUGGGCCAGCGGUCCUCUCAGCUGCGUAUCAGUCUUCCACAAGUUCGUCGUCUUAGCCUCCGACCGAGACAUCGCACACAAAGUCUUCAAGUCCCCGACGUACGCCAAACCAUGCCUCGUUCCGAUGGCGACUGAAAUCAUGGGAGCCAAUGCUUGGGUGUUUCUCAUGGGCAAGGCGCAUACCGAAUACCGCAGGGGUCUCAACGGUCUCUUUUCCAACAAGGCUCUUGGCUCCUACCUACCCGUACAGGAAAAGGUCUACGGCGACUACUUUGACAAAUUUGUUGCUGAGAGCGAGGCCCAUGGAGGCAAACCUACGGCGUUUAUGCGUCUUUUCAGAGAGAUCAACUGUGCGCUCUCGUGCCGAACCUUUUUUGGCGACUACAUCUCGCAAGACGCCGUCCAGAGAAUCGCCGAUGACUUCUACCUAGUCACCGCUGCUCUCGAGCUCGUCAAUGUCCCUCUUUCGAUCUACGUCCCCUUCACAAAAUGCUGGAAGGGCAAACGCACUGCACAAGCCGUUCUAGCCGAGUUCGCCAAGUGCGCGGCAGCAUGCAAGGCUAACAUGGCUGCUGGUGGCAAGCCGACGUGCAUCGUGGAUCAAUGGGUUCUUCACAUGAUGGAAUCUAAGAAGUACAACGAGAGGAUCGCCGCGGGGGAAGUUGGAAUCGAAAAGCCUACGAACCUGAUUCGCGAGUUUACAAAUGAGGAGAUCGGAAGCACCAUGUUUACCUUCUUAUUCGCUUCACAGGAUGCAUCGAGCAGCGCUACUACUUGGCUUUUCCAGGUCCUCGCCCAACGACCAGACGUCCUCAACCGUCUUCGAGAAGAAAACCUAGCGAUUCGAGGCGGUGACAGAAGCCGACCAUUUGAACUCUCCAUGUUCGAAUCAAUGACAUACACUAACGCCGUGGUCAAAGAACUCCUCCGCUGGCGUCCACCCGUCAUCUUCAUCCCCUACCUCGCCACAAGAUCCUUCCCCGUAACACCCAACUACACCGUCCCCAAAGGCUCCAUGAUCGUCCCAUCGUGCUACCCCGCCCUCCACGACGCAAAGGCGUAUCCGGACCCCGAGACCUUUAACCCGGAUAGGUGGAUCACGGGGGAUGCUGAACAAAAGACCAAGAACUGGCUCGUGUUUGGGGCUGGACCGCAUGAUUGUCUGGCGAGGAAGUAUGUACCGUUGACGAUGGCUGCUAUGAUUGGCAAGGCGGCUUUGGAGCUUGAGUGGGAACAUCAUGCGACGGAUCGUUCAGAGGAGAUUCGAGUUUUUGCGACGUUGUUUCCCAUGGAUGAAUGCCAGUUGGUGUUUAAGAGACGUGAAUAG
Molecule: messenger RNA, 1593 nt
Organism: Fusarium keratoplasticum
Lineage: Eukaryota; Fungi; Ascomycota; Sordariomycetes; Hypocreales; Nectriaceae
Exons: 4
Coding region: 1-1593 (530 amino acids)
Biological process (GO): sterol metabolic process
Molecular function (GO): oxidoreductase activity, acting on paired donors, with incorporation or reduction of molecular oxygen; iron ion binding; monooxygenase activity
Source: RefSeq, a predicted model, not a curated record